AGGGGAGGGAAACGGCUCGGCCGCAUUCGGGGCCGCCUGCGCUCAUCAAACGCCGCUCAUUGAACAGACAAGUGAGGCAGAGCUGGAGUGGAAACAUUUGUUAUGCCGUAAUAUGCGUGAAUUUCUAAAAUAAUACCGGGGUUGCUGAAGCCCUUCCAAAAGAAGUCUGGAUCAUAACGCAGCUGCCAGAGCCCUGAGUGGGCUGGUGCAACCCAUCGCGCCCACUCAAUAUUGAGCACCAAACAUUCCACAAAGUCAGACGGGUAUCGAGGGACGAUAUUACAUGCCAGCUUUUUUUGUUGUUUUUGAUUGGCCCCUUUAGGUUUCACUCCCCCUUCCUCCCUUACACCCUUUCAUUCAUAACAAAGAGUCAAACAGAUAUUUUCGCCCUAGUGUGGCAGCCAGGCUGCCCCCCCAGUCACAGAUGAAUGAAGACCCCAUUUGGGAAGAACGCGGCCCAAAGAUCCAGAGCUGAUGCAGGGCAUCCUGGUGUCUCUGCCAAUAUGAUGAAGAAAAAGAAUUCUCACAAGAAACACAAAAGCACUGUAGGGCCCACAAAAGCUGUUACUCAGCCCAGACGGAAUAUCGUGGGCUGUCGUAUCCAACACAUCUGGAAAGAGGGCAGCGGAGCAGCAUCACAGUGGAAAGGAACUGUUUUAGACCAGGUGCCUGUCAACCCGUCGCUCUACCUGAUUAAAUAUGACGGUUUUGACUGCGUUUACGGCCUGGAGCUGCACAAAGACGAGAGAGUGCAAGGACUGGAAGUCCUGCCGGACAGACUAGCAUCAACACGCAUCAGCGACGCCCACCUGGCCGACACCAUGAUCGGCAAAGCUGUUGAGCACAUGUUUGAGACGGAGGACGGCACUAAGAAUGAGUGGAGGGGAAUGGUGCUGGCUCGAGCGCCCAUCAUGAACACAUGGUUUUAUAUCACAUACGAGAAAGACCCGGUGCUAUACAUGUACCAGCUGCUCGAUGACUACAAAGACGGAGAUCUGAGGAUCAUGCCAGACUCAAACGACUCGCCCCCAGCGGAGCGUGAGCCCGGAGAGGUAGUGGACAGCCUUGUUGGUAAGCAGGUGGAAUAUGCCAAAGAGGACGGCUCUAAACGAACUGGUAUGGUUAUCCAUCAGGUGGAGGCCAAGCCUUCCGUCUACUUCAUCAAGUUUGAUGACGACUUUCACAUUUACGUCUAUGACCUGGUGAAAACAUCGUAGGCAGCGACAUGCUCGUGCGGCAAGGAGAGGGGGAGGAAUUUAACGUACCAUGUGAUCCACAAACUUUUUGCCAAAAGUUUUUUCACUGAACAUUUCUCGUAACAUCUCUUGGAAAUGGAACGGUGGAUGUUUUGGUGGAACAUCGGAUUACCACUAGUCAAGUGUCUCUUAUCGUUGUAGGAUAAACGGAUAGCUGGACAUCACAUCGCCCAACAUAAACGUAGCUUAAUAUUUCAAAUUUGUCUCAAGCAUUUCCCAUUCCUGUUGGUGUCACUGAUUUAUUACCAAGAUACACCAUCAUUUUCAUCGGAAAACCAGAGAUCUCUCUCAGUUGUGUCUGACCGUUAAAGUAACAACAUUCUCUGAAAAUCUGGGAUGCAUGGAAGGUUCCAGAAGUGAAUAUGAUGACCUGUUGGACUGUUGCGUUUCUAUGUUGUUGACACCGUUUUAUGUCGCCCCAAAGUCUCUGUAAACUAUGACAUUCAAGUAAGCGGUGUCCAGCAAUGAGAAUCACCCUAAGUUGAAAAUCGUAAUUCUUUAUCACUGUUUUUGGAUGUUUUGGGGGGAAGUUUAAAACGCAAAAGUUCACGAUUUUUUUAGGAGUUCGUAGAAAACGGGAGCUUUUAAGCUUGUCUGAAAUGCUACGGCAACGUGUGCGUAAGCGCCUGGAGACGGAGGGCAGGACGUUAGCGGUAGAAAGUGGCAUGGGAAAAUCGUUGUCUUGUUGUAAACAAGACAAACUAGAGCACAGCAAUCCUGUUAUAGCUGAUGUCGUUGCAGUUAUUGCGGUUGCCAGAUGCUUCGUGUUUUAUCCCUCCGUACUCUAGAACUCGCGGUCCACCUCGCCAGAAAGAAUAAUGCACACGGGCGCUGUCAAUGAUUCGUAGACAUUUGUGGAGUGAAUCCCCACCGUCUUGUAUAAUUUUAUUUUUUUAUUUUCCACCCUGUUUUUUAUUAUAAAUAUCACCACAAAGUAAACGCUAAUGCAGCUUUUAUCAUCGUAAGCACUCAAUUUUGAUAAUCUAAGAUGUGAGCGCUUCUUUUACUCCCCUUAUUUUUUUUUUACGCAAUGUCACAUCUGUAUGUUGUAACAGAACGUUUUUGAGCUUUUUUAGUGUACCUUUACUUCAUGGGCUUCAUUAAAUGGUUAAAACUUGCCCAGUAACUAUGUAUCAGAUUGCAUAGUGAGGACAUUUUGCGUUUGCAAAUUCUCAUGGGUAUUAUCGUUGUUAUGGUGUAGUUUAAUGGGUUUUAUUGUCUCGAAGCGCAUUCUCAACAGUCAAAGCUGUACGGUUACCCAUUUCCCAAAAGUAUUUAGUGACGUUACACAAACCAGUCGCACAAAGUGUUUGAUCUCGAACAGGUUAGAAAAUGUUGAUGCAAUAACGGGAAAAGUAUUCAGGAAUUUCUUUGCGAACUGUGCACCCCAUUUUCGUUUUAUGUGACUGUUAGGUUAUUAAAUUCUUCUUUCUAUCAGCCUUUUGAGAUUUCUUUGUCUCGGAUUCUCGAUGUUGCCUCUCUGUGAGCCUAAAAAAAGUUUGUGCCUCAAUAUUAACUUUCGUCUGGUUCCAGUAUGUUUUUCUUUAAAUGUGUGUUUUGUCUGAAAAAGGUUUGUAUGUUCCCAUUAGACUCGUUCAAAAUGACUGGAAGGCCCCCUCUGAGGAAUGUUACUAUGUCUGAAGAAAGCCUUGCAGCUACAUGUGUUUUUCAUUAUUCCUGUGUGUUCUGCUGUUGGUUCCAGUGUUCCAGUUUUAACACUGCAGCAAGUUCCAUGUGCAUACAACAUGCAACUCUUAUCUGUUGUCCUCAAAUGAACAGGUCACACAAAGCCGCUGUAUUCUGUAUUUAAUGCGCAACAAUAUUAGUGUGACUCUUGUGAAGAAAUAUCCGGGUCCGAUUUCACACUAAAAUAAAAAAUACAAAAAAUAUUUGUUUGCAUAAAGAGAAUAUUGCCUGUGUUUAGGACCAGUAAGUUGUUUGUGUUGUGACAUUAUUUUCAUGACUAUUAAGUGCAUUUCUCCCCCGAAUUGCAUUACUGCUUAUUUUUAAUUCUGAAAAGAAAAAAAGAAAAUAAUAAAUAACGUUCCAUAUUGUGUCCAGACGUUUAAUUUUUGAGGAUUUUCAGUGUCAUUAUUCAUAAUGCAUCCAGACAUUUAAUUUGAGUUUUUUUAAAAAGGAUUUUUAAGUUAAAUUAGAGCAUAACGCAUAAAUUAGAGGCAAUUUAAAAAUACUAACUUGAUUUAUAAAUACUUGACAAUUUCAGUACAGUGAGAAUAUUAUUUUUCAUUACAUUAUGCUACUGAAAAUUUGGGGUGAAAUGUUCUUAAUUGUUAUGAAAAUAAUGUCAAUGCAAAAAAAAAAAAAAUACAUUAAUUAAUGCAUUUUUUUUUUCUGCAUUGUGACAUUACUUUCAUGACAUUAAGAUGCAUUUUCCCACCAAAUUCUCAUUACUGUAAUGAAAAAAAUAUAUAAUUCCCAAAUUAAAUUUUAAUGGUCUGUAAUGCGUCAGAACAUUUUAUUUUUGAGAAUUUUUCAAAGUGUCAUUAUUCUAAAAAAAAUAAUAAUAAAAAAGUACUAUUAGUUAUGAUUUUUAUUUUAAAUCAGCAUAAACUAGAGGCAUUAAAACAAUACGAUAAUGUAUAAACAAUUUUAUUUUUAUUUUUUUACAACAGUAGUGAGAAUAUUAUUUUUCUUAUUACAUUAAGCUACUGAGAAUUUGGGGUGAAAUGUGCUUAAUUGUCAUGGAAAUAAUGUCAACAUAAUUUUUUUUUAAUUUUUGCAUUGUUUUUUGUUUUUUUAAUUCUUCAUUGUGACAUUAUUUUCAUGACUAUUAGAUGCAUGUUCACAACAAUAUUUAUAAUAUGACAUUAGGCCGCUAAGAAUAGGUGUAUUUGCUUAAUUAGAUGCUUAAUUUAAAUUAGAAAAAUAACUAAAUAUUGACCUAAUUUUCUCAUUUUCACAAGCAAAAUAUAUAUUUAAAAAAUAUAUAUUUUGAUUUUGGAGUAAAAUAUGACCUGGACAUUUCUUGGCGGUUUUCAUGAGAUGCAUUAAUAUGGUGUGUUCUAUUUGCGCUUAACAUUAUCUGUUUAGUUUUUAUCUUGGAGAUGUUUGUGAUUCUCCAAGUAUUCGACCUUGAAACCUUAAAACAGAUGACCUGCUCAGCUUGCCAAAAAAAGCAUCAAGUUUAAUGACCUUAACGCAGAUGUAAACCUGCAGCUUGGGACUGUUGUUCCACUUUUACGUUUAAAAUGAGAGCUAGGUCACUGAAGAACGGUAUGCAUCCUCAUUGCAGCAUUAUGUACUUACCAAGUCUCCACUGGUAGAAUUGUGUCUUAUUCGAAAUGGAAAACGGACAUGUCAGUAUGCAAUUGGUUACCCUCAGAAAAGACAUAUUCAAGGGAUUGGCCUUUUACAUGUACCUACUGUAGUAUUGUACAGUGUUUGAUGUCAGGUCGAUGUGGCAAAUUAAAAAAAAUACGAAAACUAGACCGUUCUUUUUGCAUGAUAUGAGUAGAGUUGUUAUCGUAUGUUAGUGUGAUGCAUGUGUACCCGUCUUUUCAUUUCGGCAAUUUGUUCCCUCAAUGAAAGGUUGUUUGUGUUGCUAAUUGUGGCGUUUUCGUUCCGGUUUUGAAUCCAUUUCUACAAAAACAAAAAACAAAAAAAAAAAAGUAUUUUAUUUUCUGCUAUGCUCUAUAAGAUCAAAUGCACUGGUGUUUGUGUGGCGUGCCAAUUGGAAGGCAAUGUACCAGUGUUAAACAGCAUUUUAGCGAUCAUAUCCUUUCUGACACAGUACCACCGUUCUGCUACAAGACAAAUCGAUUUGUUUGUAUGAAGAGUGCCAAAUUUAAUGAAGACAUAGGCCUUACACGAUUGGGACAAAAAAAUAAAAAUACAAAUCUAUAUGUUAGAGUGGGCUAAUGUGUGCAUGUGUGAAAUAUUGCAUAUCUAAUUCAACCUUGUAGGUAUAGAUUUAAGUGACAGAUGUCCUAUCAAUGCACACUUUAAACUACUUGGAGAGAAUUAGUGUAUGGUCCCUUUAAGAUGCUGUUGCUCUUUAUUUACUUUGUAUAAAAAGAAAGAAAAGAAUCGACAAAAAUACAGUGCAAUUUGAUGAUUGUUGUAGAUACAUGUACUGUAUAGUUCACAUUUCAUGUUCUUUCACGUAUAGGUAAAUGGCUUCUAUUGGACCGAAUCUGUUAUUUCUUUCUUCCUUUUUUAACAUGUAGAUAGUUCAUUUUAUUUUCAUUUAAGUAUAAAAACAUUUUAAAACCUGUUGAUUAAUUCAUCAAGUAAUUUUUAUAAUUAUUAUGUAAGUCUAUCCUUAUAAGAUUAAAAAAAAAUGUAAUGUGAA
This is a messenger RNA of Myxocyprinus asiaticus (Chinese sucker), 5568 nucleotides long. RefSeq names its product spindlin-Z (gene spina). The transcript has 6 exons. The record is from RefSeq and is a predicted model, not a curated record. NCBI's taxonomy places the organism in Eukaryota, Metazoa, Chordata, Actinopteri, Cypriniformes, Catostomidae. Bases 429 to 1217 code for a protein of 262 amino acids. Gene Ontology annotation, biological process: gamete generation.